GCAUCACUUCCAAUACUUUUCCUCUUACUCCUCUUCUUUGAUCUGUAAGUAUCAGUCUUUUCAAGAUUCAAGAAAUGACUUCGAAUUCUACAUGGAGGCAAAACAAGCUGUUUGAGAAUGCGCUAGCUAUCUACGACAAAGACACCCCUGACCGGUGGCAAAACAUUGCAAAGGCCACUGGCAAGACGGUGGAGGAAGUGAAGAGACAAUACCAGUUGCUCGUCGAUGAUGUAGAACAAAUUGAGUCUGACAAAGUGCCCCUGCCAAGCUACAAAACCAGUGGAACCAAAGCAUCCUAUCAGCUUGAGAAAAGGUUGAAGUACCUGAAGAUGCAGUGACAGUAACAAGAGCAAGGAAUGCUGAUCAAUAUAUAUAUAUAAAGCUCCUUUGCCUCCUCCCUCCUUGUUAACUACGUCUUUGUCAAUUUCCAUCAAACAUGAAUUGUUGCUUUUUAAAUAAAUGAAAUGAAGAAGGCUCCAACAGAUUAUCUUC
Molecule: messenger RNA, 492 nt
Organism: Cynara cardunculus var. scolymus (artichoke)
Lineage: Eukaryota; Viridiplantae; Streptophyta; Magnoliopsida; Asterales; Asteraceae
Product: protein RADIALIS-like 5
Exons: 2
Coding region: 75-338 (87 amino acids)
Molecular function (GO): DNA-binding transcription factor activity
Source: RefSeq, a predicted model, not a curated record